This is a messenger RNA of Lampris incognitus (smalleye Pacific opah), 4197 nucleotides long. RefSeq names its product ADP-dependent glucokinase (gene adpgk). Gene Ontology annotation, molecular function: ADP-specific glucokinase activity. Gene Ontology annotation, biological process: glucose metabolic process. Gene Ontology annotation, cellular component: endoplasmic reticulum. Bases 139 to 1635 code for a protein of 498 amino acids. Lineage: Eukaryota; Metazoa; Chordata; Actinopteri; Lampriformes; Lampridae. The record is from RefSeq and is a predicted model, not a curated record. The transcript is spliced from 8 exons.
CGAGCAGUCCGCACACCGCCACCAAGUCCCGGAGCCGCACCAGCACCAGCACCAGCAGCCGCCGCCGCCGCGCCAGGAAACAGGACCCUUCCUGAUCGUCCAGCCCGAAGCCUGAACUCCGGACGGUGGUGCAGCACCAUGUGGAGGAGGGCAUCUGCAGCUGCCCUGCUGGCCUUAGCUGUGGGGUUUCUGUACCACUCCAGCCCUGAACUACCGGAGCAGCUCCUACAGUACAUCACCCUGCCAGCCUCCCAGUCUGCCCCAGACCACCAAAGCCAGCAGCCCAGUUUUGAGCAGGUCAUCUCCACCGCCUGGGACACCCUGAUAAAAUUGCCUGCCCAGCAGUGGAGCAGAGUGGCAGUAGGGGUCAACGCCUGUGUGGAUGUGGUCGUCUCUGGGGUUGGACUGCUGCAGGCUUUGGCCAUGGAUCCCGGUUCUGGUCUAGAUCAUGAAGUCUUGCACUCAAAAGAGGACCUGAAGGAGGCCUUCAUCCAUUUCAUGGCGCGGGGAGCAGCCGCGGAGCGUUUCUUCAGCGAUCGGGAGACAUUUCAGAGAAUAGCACAGGCAGCGGCCGAGUACCCCGGGGCGAAGCUGUACGUCGGAGGGAAUGCCGCCCUCAUCGGUCAGAAACUUGCCUCAUACCCUGACUUAAUGGUGUUGUUGUGUGCGCCAAUCGGUCCCAAACUUCACGAGAUGCUGGAUGAGCAGAUUGUGGUUCCCCCAGAGUCCCUCCAAGAGACUGAUGAAUACCACCUCAUCCUGGAAUACAAAGCAGGUGAGCGGUGGGGUUCGACUCAGGCACCCCAGGCCAGCCGCUUCAUUUUCUCUCAUGACGUGUCCAACGGGGAGAUGAGCCCUCUGGAGACGUUUGUGGCCAGCCUGGAGGAGUUCCAGCCCGACCUGGUGGUUCUGUCGGGCCUGCACAUGAUGGAAGGCCAGGGGAGACAGCUCUGGGAGGAGAGGCUGAAGGAGGCUGUGGUGGCCGUAUCUGACAUCCCCAGAGAGGUUCCCAUCCACCUGGAGCUGGCCAGCAUGACCGACAGAGACUACAUGAACAGCAUCAUGAAGGAGCAGUUCAUGCCCAUUGUCAGCUCCAUUGGUCUGAAUGAACAGGAGCUGCUGUUCCUUGCCCAGGCAGGAAAGGGUCCACAUGCGGACUUGACCUCCUGGAAGGGGAUCCCAGACGUGGGCCAGGUCAGCGACAUUCUCCUUUGGAUCCUGGAUCAGCAUGGCCACAGCGACCCUUCCUCAGAGGCGGACCUCACACGGAUCCACUUCCACACCCUGGCGUACCACAUCCUGGCCACGGUGGAUGGCUACUGGGGAAACCAGGCGGCGGCCGUUAUGGCGGGGGCGCGUGUGGCGAGCACGCAGGCCUGCGGGCUCCGGUCUGUUGAUGUUUACAAGGUGGAGCUGAAAGCCCCAAUGGAGUUCCACAGCUCCGACAGCGAGCCCAGAGAGAAGCUGUCGUUAAACCCGGAAGAUCCCGUCACCGUGUGGCGGCGUGGGAAUGUGACCUUUCACCUCACGCCGGUGCUGGUCUGUAAACAGCCAUUGCGGACAGUAGGGCUCGGGGACGCCAUCUCAGCGGAGGGACUGGUGUAUUCUGAGUUAAAGCCAGGGCAGGAUUUGUAAAAGCUGGUUUAUACCUUGCGCUCCGAUCCUCUUUAUAAAGAUGACGUAUGCGCAAAAAAAGCCGCUCCCUCCCCCCAGCAAAGUUAGUACGGCAGGUUCCGGGUCCGACCGGGUUCUUUGUCUUCCCUUCCAAAGUUCUGUCCAGUGCAUUUCAAAUCGUGAUUGGCUGUUUUGGAUCCUGCCUGAUGUCGGCUCCAGCCUGCAUCGAUCUCCUCGGGUCUCCCCUCCUCCUGUGAGCUUCCCUCUGGACACAGAAUCCAGAACAGAACAUCCUGGAACCGGGCCGAUGCAUUUGGGAGGAACUAUGCAUUGGGCACAGUUUAAAGCCAUUCUCACAAACUCCAAAGAGUUUUGUUGGCGCAUCUUAGGUUUUGUUGUCUUGCAUAUCUUCGUUAUGCAGUGCCUUGAUGGAAAAAGUUCAUCUAAAAGAAAAACGUGUUUUAGUCAGUCAUUCAUCAGCUCGUACCAUGGCGGAUGGAAACAAACAGCUCCUCAGAAAUCUUGAAGUAAAUUGUAGGCCGUGGAACCACAGCACCCAGUCAGUAUAGCUGUGUCCUCAUCAAGGUGUUGCCCUCCUCAGUCUGUCACUGUUUGUCAUGGGACCUACAGUCAGUGGUUGGUUCAUGCCAGGGGUAAAAAUACUUCUUUGCCGGUAACUUUUCCUGUCUACUGCUUUUGUUUCGUUCACAUGAAAUAUGCCGUAAAAAGGUCAAGUGUUGAAAAAGUGUUUCUGGCCCAGGAAUAAAACUCCUCUCUGUCCAACCCCCGUGUCCGCACCUGGGAGCUUAAAUUAACAAAUGUCUUUAUCGUCUUAAGAAUUUCCGGUCUGGAUCAGCUCCCCGCACAUCAUGUAUUUGUUCUUUCUCUAAAGCCUCCUGCAGACUGUGAUUUGGGCCGUCUCGGAUGAAAGAUGACUAAACGUGGCGAUAUCUUUGGUCGUGGCUCCAAAACGGCGGUCCUACGUCGCACUGUGAGACAGGUUCAAAGACGGCCGUUAUUAUGGUCUUGCCACUGAAGACAACCUGAGACAAAAGUCUGACAGCGUCCGAAAUUUAGGACGACCAUCUCACAAUGUGACCGCUGCUACGACCUACGUCUACUGACCAACCAAUAGAAAUGCAGCACGAAAUGACACACUAUCAAUGCGAUGCAGAAUCUUUGCUGGUGCUAAACACAAACACACUGUUAGCAUCUGUGACCCAAAUGUCAUGGAUUCAACAAAACGAGCAACAAAACAAGCUGUGGCGACUAUUGAAAGGACUCGAUUCCUGCUUGGCGUCAUGUUGCUCUACCAGCGGCGUAGAUUGAUGACACGCUGAUGCAGCACACACACCGAUGACGUUUUAUGGACUUGCGUCGUAGCCUGCGAUUCAGUAGUGUUAUCAUUGUACAGUCUACAUACGUCACACUCGAUGUCGUACCCAAGUUAAUUAGAUCCAUAUCGCACAGUGUGGCUUCCAGUAAACUUAUAGGAUUGCUAAAAUCACACAGUCUGCAGGAGGCUUAAGUGAUGUUCAGAAGAUAAAUACUCAGAAGAACAAGAAAACUAGGGAAGAAAACUUAAUGUUGUCUCUUUUUGGCCAUAAACACUUCCAUUAUAAAAACCUUUUUUUGAGUUUUGUGAAGUCCACACAGCAGAACAUACAGACGAGCAGCAUGUGGGCCAGAUGUUCAGAGCAUCCUGGUGGGUUUUGGGCCAGAUGUUCAGAGCAUCCUGGUGCGUUCCGAUGCAAUCCUGAAAUGAUCCAUCUGUCUGAGGAACUUUAGAAAUUAAAGUGUUAAACAUCAUUCUGGGUGGGAUGGGAGACACACAUGCAGUAGAACCUAGUACUGAAUUAGAAACCGGCUAAUUCAGCUAAGAGUUGAAUUCAUGUCUCAUCAGCGAGGUGUAGACUAUCGUAACGGGGCCAAAAUCCACUGCAGCAAGGCUGUUUGUACCAUUCUUUCCACCUCUUAGUCAGUAAAUAUUUAAUUGAAUUGAUUGUGAAUGAGUAAAACACUGACUUUAGCUGAGAGAUGCAAUAAUCUGGCCAGCCUAAUGUACCGCUAGUUAUUUAAUGUGAAUUUCUGCACAGUUUCUGAUUCCGGUUUGAUGUAAUUGUACUGUAAUAGAGGUAAAUGAGCUUUCUCCGUUUUGUUUUUUUCCAGUAAAGUCAAGUCAAUUUUAUUUGUAUAGCCCAAGAUCACAAAUUACACAUACUGACAAAUGACCACACUUUUGGGAUGUUGUGUUACUGAUAGAACUAUGUGUUUGUAUACCUCAAAUGGCCGCUGAAGGCAUGCAGCGAUGGAGUCUUAUUGUACAAAUAUGUAUGUAUGUCAUCUUACCUAGCAGAACCAAUUCUUUGCACUAGGAAGUGGCAGGUCUGCUCAAAGGGGCAUCUGCAAAAGGUGAAUGUAGCCUUAUAUUUUAACAUUUGAAACCCCAAUUCAUUUUUAAUAAUUAUUAUUAGCAAGUACAAUCUGUCAAGUUUACUUAUCAGUUGAUAUAUCAUGUUUAAUAUUUUAACAGUUUAAACUGUCAAUGUUUAGUUCCUUGUAGUUUGCCAUUAAAAUGUAUAU